Rana temporaria (common frog) is the source of this 945-nucleotide messenger RNA. It is a transcript of the gene PPP1R14B, whose product is annotated as protein phosphatase 1 regulatory inhibitor subunit 14B. Gene Ontology annotation, biological process: innate immune response; regulation of phosphorylation. Gene Ontology annotation, molecular function: protein serine/threonine phosphatase inhibitor activity. Gene Ontology annotation, cellular component: cytoplasm. The transcript is spliced from 4 exons. Bases 310 to 705 code for a protein of 131 amino acids. The record is from RefSeq and is a predicted model, not a curated record. Lineage: Eukaryota; Metazoa; Chordata; Amphibia; Anura; Ranidae.
GCGGAGCGGAGACAGACGGAUAGAAACAAAGGAGAGAGAGAGAAGAGAAGAUCGGGGAGAGUUACACGUGGGGGGAAUAGAGGAGAUCGGAGAGGGAUGGAAGGGACGAUCGUCUGACUGUCGGACAGAGUACGGCUCCCAGCGGGGAGAUCACACAUUGCUAGGAAAUGAUCGGAGAAGUCCCACAACUCCAACACACACGUGUCCUCUGCUGAUCUCCCCCGAUCCUUCGCCGACACUUCCCCUCCGCCCGCCCGCCUCUCAUUGUCCGCCCAGCUGUCACUUCUCUCCCCGGAGAUCACCGGACUCAUGGCCGCCCUCAGCAGCCCCGGCUCCAGCCCCCACCCCACCUCCCCCCGGGUCUACUUCCAGUCCUCCCCCAGCGAGAGCGCAGAGCAGCCGCCCGAGAGGAGACAUCCGGGGAAAGUCACCGUCAAGUAUGACCGAAAGGAGCUGAGGAAGAGGCUGAGGCUGGAGGAAUGGAUCCUGGAUCAGCUGGUCCUUCUCUAUGACUGCCAGGAAGAAGAAAUCCCAGAACUGGAAAUUGAUGUGGAUGAAUUGUUAGACAUGGAGACGGAUGAGCAGAGAGGAGAGAGAGUGAAGGAACUUCUUAAUGAAUGUUACAAACCAACAGAGGCCUUUGUAACUGGGUUACUGGAGAAGAUUCAGGGAAUGCAGAAGCUAAGCACUCCACAGAGGAAGUGAUUUGCUAGCAAUCUCAGAGAUAAGAGGACAGCGCCUCCACUUCAUUCUGGUAGCAGUGAAGAACUGCAAGCUGUCAGGGUCACGGGCUCCCCCCUGCAGAUGGAUUGUGUGUGUGGCUGCUAGCAGCUCAUUGGGACAUGUAAUGCAGGGGAACCACUUUUUAUAUAAUGUUUUUGUAGAAAUCUUUUUUAAUUAAAAGUAAGUGUUAUGAAAUUCUGCGUAUUAAUAUUAUUCCCAUUU